GUUUGAUUGGCUCGUGAUCUAAAUAUACUCGAGACUUUCAAGAUCAGCUUAUAUAGAAUGAAACUCAUAUGAUAUGUCUCAAUGUACAUAUCACUUAACACAAUAAGAAGACUUGUAUCAUCAACAAAAAUACUUCCUAGAUUUUAUGACAACUUAGGAAUACGCAUGCGCUCGGCAGUGACGAUUUUCAAGAACAAUUUGAUAAAACAAUCAGCGGUUGUAAUUAGGACAACGGGUGCACAAUGGGGGAUGUGGCGGGGCGCAAAUAGGAUUGACUUAGAAGAAGUGAAACGAAGAUCAGCAAUCACAAAUCUACACAAAGUACAAGAGAGAAGGUCUUCCUUAAAAUUUGAUGAUGUAAAAACAAUGACAACUGACCAACUCUAUGGUAGCUCAGUGAAACAAAUGAUGGGCACAAACUAUAAACACACACCCACAUCUCUUUACACAGCCUUAAGGCCAUUGCUUUAUGUUAUGAAAGUGCUCGGACUCUACCAUUCGAGAGAAUGGGGUGGAAAGGCAGUGCAUGUGACGCCUUCAAUGGUGUACUCUAUUUUGAUAAACCUUUUACUCUGGGCUAAUGUGUUCAGCGUCUGUCUCAGGAAAGAAUUCAUGAACUUUGCCUUGAAGUUCCGUCUAGCUACCUCCGCCAGUGGCAUCUUCGAAGGAAACAUCGAGGCGUUCCGAAGGGAGCAUUUGGUUUUGUGCAAACUUGUGAGCACGGCGGAUGGCUUGAUCAAUGUCUUCACGCUUCAGGUCUUCGGAACAGGGGUGCCCCUAGUCUGCUUCUUGAUCUACAAUCUGAUGUUUGAGGAGGACAGGAACCUAGUGGUUUUUCUCAUGAAACUCUACUGGUUCAUCACCGCCACAGGGAAAUUGUUUAUCACCAUCGGGUUUGCCAGUAUGCUCAACGUUGCUGGCUGUGCACCUAAAGGGAACCUGCAUGGGAUGAAUCUUGGUGUAGGUGCUAUGAACUCUGGGAAAAUGGUUCAGAUAAGUUUAUUUUUGAAUAAGCUAACACAGGGCCAAAUUGGUUUCACGGGAUGGUAUUUGUUUGUUGUCACAAGAAGUACACUCAUAUCAGUUUUCAUCGCAAUUCUGGGCUACAUGAUUGUAUUGUGGAAACUUGGAACAGGGUUUAACCCGCUAGCAAGACCAACGUGCACCUGUAAUUGUGCUUACCCGUCUGUGGAUUACGCAUUUAAUAGAACCAUAUAUGGAUCAUUUAGGCCGAACGAACCCAAUCCUCCAAUGCCAAGCUAACAUACUAGGACUGUCAUAUGAAACCUGGUCGUUAUUUGCUCUACACAAGAGUAAAGCACAGUUUUUAAGAUUCUUUAAAUGCCCAAUAUAUUUAAUUAAGAAGAAAAACGGAGAAAAUAAUCAUUGAAACAUGUUACUACCACACUGACUCAAAUAUUGCACAAAACUUGAUUUGCUUCAAUAUUAAAAAUUGAACCAAGAAAAAAAAUUACUCACAUAGAAAACAGUAUUUGAAGUUCAGAUGCCAUUGGAAGUGC
Messenger RNA from Owenia fusiformis, 1520 nucleotides. Lineage: Eukaryota; Metazoa; Annelida; Polychaeta; Sabellida; Oweniidae. The record is from the annotation of a GenBank genome assembly.